ACGCACAGGCCCUCGUCUCUGUGGCAGGCCCCGUGUGUGGUGAACAAAAGCGGGAAGCAAUGGCUGCACCUAGACAAGCACCCAUGAUUUUCUUGCCGAUGAAGCAGACGGAUGAGGUGGAUCUCAUUCGGCCACUGCGUCACUUCAUCGGCAGCAAUUAUGGCCAAGCAGAGAAGUACACGGAAGAGUGCAAGACCUUUAAUCGUUUGCGUCAAGAUAUGUGUGGUGCAGGACGCGAUGAGGUGGGUCGUGAUUUGCUGUACCGAUACUAUGGUCAGCUAGAACUCCUCGAGUUGCGCUUUCCCAUCGGUGAAGACCAUAUUCGCAUCUCGUUCAAUUGGCAUGAUGCAUUCACAGAAGCCGAAAUUGCACAAUUCUCACUCGCGUAUGAAAAGGCAUGCGUCUUGUUCAACAUUGCCGCCAUCUUGUCCUAUACGGCUGCUUCACAAACCCGUACGGAGAUCGAGGGUAUGAAGCGCGCGUACCACUGUUUCCAGGCAUGCGCGGGUCUUCUCAGCUUCAUCAAUGACAAUUUCUUGCAUGCGCCGAGCACAGAUCUGUCCAGAGAGAUGGUCAAGACAUUAUCAACGGUCAUGCUAGCGCAAGCCCAAGAAGUCUUUACGGAGCAACAAGUUCGGAGUGCUGGUAAAUCCACUAUUAUCGCAAAGCUAGCUGCAGAGACGGCGAAUCUCUAUCAAACGGCUGCUGAAUCUCUCACUGAACUGGUCCUCGCUGGCAAUAUCGACCGUGUGUGGCUACCGUACGCGCAGUGCAAGGAACGCUAUUUUAGUUGCUUGGCACAAUACCAUCAAGCCAUCGUUGAUGAUAGCAAAGCAGCCUAUGGAGUCUCUGUUGCACGCUUCACUGUGGCGAGCACACUGGCAAAAGAAGCAAGCUCAUCCACUAAAUCACAUGCGAAUGAAUUUGCGCGAUACCCACACAUGUCUAAUGACCCAGGUGCAGCUCUGAUUGAUCUCGUCAAAGUCAUCUCCGAAGAAGUGAAUGACAAGUAUGCGGCUGCAAAGAAGGAGAAUGAUUUGAUCUAUCAUGAACUGGUGGCGAAAGAAUCAGCAUUACCGCCUGUAGGGAAGUUGGCAUCAGCGAAAUCUAUUUCCCUGACGAGUCUAUAUGCAGGACAAGAUGUCUCGCGUAUCGUUGGUAAUGACAUCUUCAGCAAACUAGUACCCUUGGCCGUCCACGAGUCAGCAUCGCUCUACUCGGAUGAGGUCGACAAGAUGCUCCGAGCAGAACAGGAGCGUUCAGAAAUCGGCGAUACGGAAUUGAGUACAGCGCUAGAGUACCUCGGCUUGCCUAAAUCGCUGCAUCGUUUCAAACAAAGCGACGACAAACUUGCGCAGGAAUUACAAUCCGUCUCGCAGGACUUGCAAGAGAUGCAACGGCGCAUUUCACAGCAGGAACGUCGUUUUACGGGUGGUCUCGCUGGCCGAGUCGAAGCAAACAAAGCAGCGCGCGAGCGUGUUGCCGCGCAGUUACAGCAAAGUCAGGAAGAACUAGAUAAGGAGGCAAGAGGCUGGUCAGGUAUGCGCGGGAAUUACGGCGAUCGCUGGACACAACAACCGAGUGAGAUGCUUACGAAAGGCCUACGUGAAAAUCUCGCGAGUAUUGCUGCAUCUUUGCGUACAGCGACAGAAUCGGAUGCUAAGCUAGAGCAAUCGUUGGCUGAGAUUGCAGAGGAAGUGAAGGAUUUGGGGAAUGCUGAUCCUGAGCAUCUCGAAGUGGUCUUUCGCAACAUCUUGAUUUCCGCAGGCCAGGGUGGGAAACAAUCAGCUGGAGCAGCAAGCCUGUUGGAUCUAGGAGAGGAUGAAGCCGGUGAGCGCGAAGUGUCAAAUGCAAUUGCCGUUAAGGUCGACCAUGUCGAUGACCUUGUUCGGAAAGUCGCCCUCGUCAAGAAGGAACGCCACACUACCCUCGAUGACCUCAAGACAAAAGCACGCGCCGAUGAUAUCGCUGGUGUGCUUAUCCUGAAUCGCAAGACCCCUGGCAUUGAGCAACGCGUGUUUGCUGUUGAAUUGGAAAAGUUCCGACCACACCGGACGAGAAUUGCGGCGACGCUCGCACGACAGGAUCAGCUCGUUGAGGAGUUGACACAAGUCUUUGCACAAGUUCUCGAGGAUAAGACUCUACAGAAAAAGCAAGCGAAAUGGCAGCAAGCUACGCGGGAGAAGCAGGAAAAGGUGAGUAAAUUGGAGAGAGCGGGAAUGUUGUAUGCAGGACUUGCUCAGUCUGCUGAACAGGCUGCUGCGUUCUAUGAGCAGCUUUCAGGGUUGGCGAGUGGGAUUUUGGCACAAGUGCAGCAGUAUGUGCAAGCGCGUCAGCAGGAAGGGCGUAGCUUGAUGCAGUCUUUGCGUGGUGGUGGAAGCAGCAGUGCAGAAGCGGAUAUCAUGCGGCAGCGGCUAGAGAGGUUGAAUAUGGGCGCGCAGGGACCGCAACGGCCUCCACAGCAGCCGCCGUAUGGUGGUGGUGGGUAUAGUGGAUAUUGAGAGAGUUUACAGGAUGUAGUGUUGUCGUUGUGUCAACAUCCAUACGAUACUUGUCG
Protomyces lactucae-debilis is the source of this 2557-nucleotide messenger RNA. Its product is annotated as BRO1-like domain-containing protein. The record is from RefSeq and is a predicted model, not a curated record. Gene Ontology annotation, biological process: protein transport to vacuole involved in ubiquitin-dependent protein catabolic process via the multivesicular body sorting pathway. The transcript has a single exon. Gene Ontology annotation, cellular component: endosome. Bases 60 to 2501 code for a protein of 813 amino acids. Lineage: Eukaryota; Fungi; Ascomycota; Taphrinomycetes; Taphrinales; Protomycetaceae. Gene Ontology annotation, molecular function: protein binding.